Molecule: messenger RNA, 772 nt
Organism: Puccinia graminis f. sp. tritici CRL 75-36-700-3
Lineage: Eukaryota; Fungi; Basidiomycota; Pucciniomycetes; Pucciniales; Pucciniaceae
Product: BolA protein
Exons: 3
Coding region: 58-501 (147 amino acids)
Source: RefSeq, a predicted model, not a curated record
GCGGAGCACCCUCUGCAGCCGACGAAGAGUUUCGAGGAAAACUGGCGACAGAAUCAAAUGAUUGGACGAAGGGCAAGCUCACAGGCACUCGAAGUACUUGUCUCAAGAGUCCAAAGAAACCCCGCGCUGAUCUCUCAGGAACUCCGAAACCAGUUCACCCGAACGAUGUCAGAAGCCUCAUCGGCACGCCAGACGAUUGGACCGAUCGAAACGACGAUGCGCGAAAAAUUGACGGCCCAGUUGAACCCGGUUGUUUUGGAUAUCGCCAAUGACUCGCAUUUGCACAGGCACCAUGCAGCCAUGAAAUCGAUUGGUGGUGGAUCGGGAGAGACGCAUUUUUCGGUCAAAGUGGUGUCAGAUCAAUUUGUCGGAAAACCAACGAUUGCUCGUCAUCGACUGGUCUAUCAGAUCCUUGACGUCGAGUUGACAAAAAAUACUGCUGGAAUUCAUGCCCUGAGUCUCAAAACCCUCACCUCUGAAGAACACGAAAAAGCUCCUUAGACUCAAAACUCAAGCAAAAUGUAUACCACACAUUUGGUCCCAUUGGUCAGUUUGUCAAGCGGAAGGUUUCUUGGAAUUUUCAGCAUGGAUUAUUUGUACUUCUUACCUGCACGCGCCUUAUUUGCUCCCAUCCUUAUGAUUUAGCCUUGAACAGGCUAAAGACUUGUUUUCGUCCUUUUUUUGAAAAAGCGACAACUUGCUCAUAACGCUACUUUUCCAUCAGAGUCGUCUGAUCACUUUUCCGCUUCAAGCAAGAAUGAUUUUGAGCUUG